GUGGCCCUGCUACUCUCGCAGGUGUAAAUUUUUAAAACGUCCAUAAUGGAGUUAGCUCACAGCUUAUUGCUAAACGAAGAAGCACUGGCUCAAAUCACUGAAGCAAAGAGACCAGUUUUCAUUUUUGAAUGGCUUCGAUUUCUUGAUAAAGUCUUGGUUGCUGCCAACAAGACUGAUGUAAAGGAAAAACAGAAAAAGCUCAUUGAACAAUUAACUGGAUUAAUAAGUAGUUCACCUGGACCACCAACACGAAAACUACUAGCUAAAAAUCUAGCUGCUCUUUAUAGCAUUGGGGAUACUUUUACUGUUUUUCAAACACUUGAUAAGUGCAAUGACAUCAUCAAAAGUAAAGAUGACACUGCAGCCUACCUACCAACAAAAUUGGCUGCAGUGGCUUGUGUUGGAGCAUUUUAUGAAAAAAUGGGCAGAAUGUUAGGAAGUGCAUUUCCAGAAACAGUAAAUAAUCUUUUGAAAUCUCUGAAAAGUGCAGAGUCUCAGGGCCGAAGUGAAAUCUUAAUGAGUCUGCAGAAAGUUCUGAAUGGACUAGGAGGUGCGGCAGCUUCCUCCCAUCGGGAUAUUUACAAGAAUGCCAGAUCUCUCUUGACUGACAGGUCCAUGGCUGUUCGCUGUGCAGUUGCCAAGUGUCUAUUAGAACUGCAGAACGAAGCUGUGUUUAUGUGGACUGCGGAACUCGAAAACAUAGCUACUCUCUGCUUUAAGGCUUUGGAAAACUCAAAUUAUGGGGUUCGAGUGGCUGUGUCUAAACUCUUAGGAACAGUCAUGGCUACAGCAUUAAUGCCAAAACAAGCAACAGUAAUGCGCCAGAAUGUGAAACGAGCUACACUGGAUGAAGUCUUAGAACUCAUGGCUACAGGAUUUCUCCGUGGCGGCUCUGGUUUCUUAAAGAGUGGGGGAGAGAUGUUAAAGGUCGGAGGUUCUGUUAACCGUGAAGUGAGAGUUGGAGUUACACAGGCAUACGUUGUUUUUGUGACAACAUUGGGUGGCCAAUGGUUGGAGCGGAGCUUUGCUACAUUCUUAUCCCACGUUUUGGAUCUGGUCUCUCAUCCCCGGGCAACACAAACACAUGUGGAAGCUGUUUACUCAAGGCGAUGUGUUUCCUUUAUCCUGAGAGCUACUGUGGGCAGUUUGCUUGGUGAAAAAGCCCAGAUUGCAGCUGCCAAAGAAAUAUGUCAAGCUAUUGGGAAGCAGAUGAAAGCAGUGGAAGCAGUAGUGAAUGACACCAGUGGCGAGAACAAGUCUGGAGCAGCAGACAUCGCAGCGAGCCAGCAUGUGAUGGUCUGCGCCCUGCAGGAGCUGGGGAGCCUGGUACAGAGCCUGAACGCUACCGCCUCUCCUCUUAUCCAGGAGGCUUCCAUAGGGCUUCUGGAGACUGUGACUUCAGUGCUGCUUCAUCCGAGCAUGGCAGCUCGGCUGGCUGCUGCGUGGUGCCUGCGCUGUGUGGCCGUGGCAUUGCCUUUCCAGCUGACACCAUUUCUAGAUCGGUGUGCAGAACGGCUCAACAAUUUGAAAAGCUCGCCUGAAGCUGUUAGUGGAUACAGUUUUGCAAUGGCUGCUUUAUUGGGUGGAGUUCACCAGUGUCCUUUGGGCAUCCCACAUGCCAAGGGAAAGAUGGUAGUGAGUAUUGCUGAAGAUCUCCUUCGAACUGCUGCCCAGAACAGCAGGCUGUCGUUACAGCGCACUCAAGCUGGAUGGCUUUUACUUGGAGCACUUAUGACCUUAGGACCAUCUGUUGUUCGUUACCAUCUUCCCAAGAUGUUGUUGUUGUGGAGAAAUGUUUUCCCUCGUUCCCUGAAGGAAUUGGAGGCUGAAAAGGCCAGGGGCGAUUCUUUUACUUGGCAGGUAACCUUGGAAGGUCGAGCUGGAGCUUUAUGUGCAAUGAGGAGUUUUGUUGCACAUUGUCCUGAACUCCUAACUGAAGAUGUGAUCAGAAAGCUGAUGACUCCUAUUGAAUGUGCCAUGACUAUGAUGUCACACAUUCCAUCUGUGAUUAAAGCCCAUGGAGCACACCUGAAGGCCAGUGCCGCAAUGGUCCGUCUAAGGCUUUAUGACAUCUUGGCCUUGUUACCUCCCAAAACCUAUGAAGGAUCUUUCAAUGCACUGCUGAGAGAACUGGUAGCAGAAUUUACUCUGACUGACAAUUCAGCCAACACCACCACUUCUCUCCUCAGAUCCCUCUGCCAUUAUGACGACAGUGUUCUUCUUGGCUCCUGGCUACAGGAAACUGACCAUAAAUCAAUUGAAGACCAGCUCCAGCCAAACAGUGCAUCUGGAAGUGGGGCUCUGGAACAUGACCCCUCAUCCAUCUACUUGCGAAUACCUGCAGGAGAAGCUGUGCCUGGUCCUCUGCCCCUGGGAGUUUCAGUCAUUGAUGCAUCUGUGGCUCUCUUUGGCGUAGUGUUUCCUCAUGUUUCUUUUAAACACCGGUUACAAAUGUUAGAUCACUUUGCUGAGUGUGUUAAACAAGCCAAAGGUGUCCGCCAGCAGGCUGUGCAGCUUAAUAUAUUUACUGCUGUCCUUAGUGCAUUAAAGGGCCUAGCUGAAAAUAAAAGUACAUUAGGCCCAGAGGAAGUUCGUAAAUCAGCUCUGACACUGGUGAUGGGUGCUCUGGACAACCCAAACCCCAUCUUACGAUGUGCUGCAGGGGAGGCUCUUGGCAGAAUGGCUCAGGUGGUGGGAGAAGCCACCUUUAUUGCCAGAAUGGCCCAGUACAGCUUUGACAAGUUGAAGUCUGCUCGAGAUGUGGUGUCAAGAACUGGGCACUCAUUGGCACUGGGUUGUUUGCAUCGGUACGUUGGGGGUAUCGGCUCUGGACAACAUCUGAAGACCAGCGUCAGCAUCUUAUUGGCUUUGGCACAAGAUGGGACAUCCUCUGAAGUCCAGACGUGGUCUCUUCAUUCACUGGCUUUGAUAGUAGAUUCUAGUGGGCCCAUGUACCGUGGCUAUGUGGAGCCAACACUGUCACUGGUUUUGACCUCCUUGCUGACAGUUCCUCCUUCACAUACAGAAGUCCAUCAGUGUUUGGGCCGAUGCCUAGGUGCUAUCAUAACUACCGUCGGCCCUGAACUACAAGGGAAUGGGGCGACCAUUUCUACCAUCCGCUCCUCUUGUUUGGUGGGUUGUGCAAUCACCCAGGACCACUCAGACUCUCUUGUGCAGGCAGCUGCCAUCUCCUGCCUUCAGCAGCUUCACAUGUUUGCACCUCGACAUGUCAAUCUGUCUAGUCUUGUCCCCAGCCUCUGUGUUCACUUAUGUAGUUCCCACUUGUUACUUCGACGGGCAGCUGUGGCGUGUCUCCGGCAGCUUGCACAACGAGAAGCCGCUGAAGUAUGUGAAUAUGCCAUGAGUCUGGCCAAAAUUUCAGGGGACAAAGAGAGCAGUGGUGCUAAUGCCAGUCCUUUUGCACCUGGAGUGAGUUCUCGAAGUGAUACCCAUUGCCGCCAUCAAGGUGUUAACAUCACAGAAACUGGUCUUGAGGGACUUCUUUUUGGAAUGCUAGACCGAGAGACAGACAGAAAAUUGUGUUCUGAUAUUCAUGAUACUUUGGGACACAUGCUUUCAUCACUGGCUGUAGAAAAACUUUCCCAUUGGCUGAUGCUUUGUAAAGAUGUCUUGGCAGCUUCUAGUGAUAUGAGUACUGCAGCUCCAUUAAGUAGUGGAAAAGAUGAAGAAUCGGAAAAGAAAGAUGAGAUGGAUGAUGACACCAUGUUCACCACACUUGGAGAAGAAGACAAGUCAAAACCCUUUGUCGCUCCUCGCUGGGCCACCCGGGUGUUUGCUGCUGACUGCCUGUGUCGAAUCAUCCACCUGUGUGAAAACGCAGACCAGGCUCACUUUGACCUUGCCCUGGCACGCUCUGCUAAGCUGCGAAACCCUACAAAUGAUCUCUUGGUACUUCAUCUCUCUGACCUCAUCCGCAUGGCAUUCAUGGCUGCAACUGAUCACAGUAACCAGCUUCGGAUGGCUGGGCUCCAAGCACUUGAAGACAUUAUCAAGAAGUUUGCAUCUGUGCCUGAGCCAGAAUUUCCGGGUCAUGUGAUUUUGGAGCAAUAUCAAGCCAAUGUUGGUGCUGCUCUAAGGCCAGCAUUUUCCCAAGAUACCCCAUCAGAUAUAAUAGCAAAGGCUUGCCAGGUAUGUAGUGCGUGGAUUGGAAGUGGGGUUGUCAGCGAUCUCAAUGAUCUUCGUCGAGUACACAACCUGCUUGUCUCUUCUUUGGACAAAGCUCAGGCCGGCAAAGGAUCUUCCAGCCAGCUGUACCGAGAGAGUGCCACAACCAUGGAGAAGCUGGCUGUUCUCAAAGCGUGGGCAGAGGUAUAUGUGGUUGCUAUGAAUAUCAAAAAAGAAGCAGAGUCAAAACCAAAAAGAGCAAUUAAAAACACUGAUGAUGAUGAUGAUGACUGUGGCGCCAUAGAUGAGCUUCCACCUGAUAGUUUAAUAACACUAGUACAACCUGAACUGCCAACACUCAGCCGCCUGUGGUUGGCAGCAUUGAAAGACUAUGCACUCUUGACUUUACCAGCUGAAUUUGCUAGUCAGCUUCCCCCAGAUGGUGGAGCGUUUUAUACUCCGGAGACUAUUGACACCGCUAGGCUUCACUACCGCAACUCCUGGGCCCCCAUUCUGCAUGCAGUGGCACUCUGGUUGAAUAGCACAGGAUUUACAUGCUCAGAGUCCACAGACACAGCAGCGGCAUCUGGUCUUCAGAAAUGUUCUACACCAGCCAUUUUAAACCAAGCAGCAGGAGCAACAGCCAGUGCCAAAUCUUUGCCAGAAAUUAACAAAGACAGAAUGCAUCUCAUUUUAGGUGUGAGUAUCCAGUUCCUUUGUUCCCCUCGGCCAGAGGAGCCUAUUGAGCAUGUGACUGCCUGUCUACAGGCCUUACACACCCUGCUGGAUUCUCCUUAUGCCCGAGUCCACAUUGCUGAAGACCAGCUGAUUGGGGUUGAGCUGCUGAAUGUUUUGCAUCGCCUUCUGUUGACCUGGAAUCCACCCUCUGUCCAGCUGCUGGUCACUGGAGUUGUACAGCAGAUAGUCCGAGCUGCCCAGGAUUACUUGCAAGAAAAAAGAAGCACACUAAAUGAAGAAGAUAUGGAAAAAGAGUCCUAUCCUGUAUUGGGAGAAGGAGGUGACAGUGGUGGCCUUGUUCCUGGAAAAUCCCUGGUGUUUGCAACCAUGGAGCUCUUGAUGUUUAUCUUAGUGCGGCACAUGCCUCACCUCAGUACCAAGAUGGCAGACUCCCCCAGCCACGUGGCCACCAAAACCCGACUGUCAGAAGAAAGUGCUCGCUUGGUGGCAGCUACAGUUACUGUCCUCUCCGACUUACCGUCCCUUUGCUCUCCUGCUGGUUGUAUGACCAUCCUGCCCACAGUUCUGUUUCUAAUUGCAAGAAUAUUGAAAGACACGGCAAUAAAGUCUACAGACAACCAGGUCCCUCCACCAGUCAGUGCAGCUCUGCAGGGAAUUAAGAGUAUUGUAACUCUUUCUAUGGCCAAGACUGAAGACACGCAGAAACAGUGGACAGCUCUGAUUCGGAGCACACUGGCAUGCAUCCUAGAGUAUUCUCAACCAGAAGAUUCUGUGCCUACUCCUGAUGAAGUCAGCAUGCUGACCGCAAUUGCGCUCUUCCUGUGGUCUGCUAGCAGUGAGAUCAUAGGAGUCCAGUCGUUACAGAAUGGCUGCAUGAACAGAUUCAGAAAUGCACUAAAUUCCUGUGACCCCUGGGUCCAAGCCAAAUGUUACCAGCUGCUCCUCUCGGUCUUCCAGCAUUCCAACCGUGCCCUGUCAACUCCUUACAUACACUCACUAGCUCCCAUCGUGGUCGAAAAGCUAAAGGCUGUUGAGAGAAACAGACCGGCCAGUAGCACUGAACUACUAGCUGUUCAAGAAGGAAUCAAAGUUCUUAAAACAUUGGUUGCUCUUGGAGAAGAACAGAACCGAGUCCAGUUACUUGCUCUUUUGGUUCCCACUCUGAUCUCUUACCUGCUGGAUGAAAAUUCCUUCGCCUCAGCGAGCACAGCCUCUAAAGAUCUUCAUGAGUUUGCGCUCCAGGAUCUAAUGCACAUCGGACCCCUGUAUCCACACGCUUUCAAGACAGUGAUGGGGGCAGCUCCUGAGCUGAAAGUGCGUUUGGAGACUGCGGUGCGAGCCAGCCAGGCCAGUAAGGCUAGAGCAGCUGCCAGGCAGCCUGCCCCUGCCAUCCAUUCCACACCCACAAUUAAGCUCAAGACGAGUUUUUUUUAACCGCUCUCCCAUUCACGCUUAUUUAUUGUGAGCCAGCACAUAACUUGUGAUGUCCUGCUGUCAUUCUGAGCAACAGGCUCUGCUUCAUUUGUCUGUCAGUCCUGUAUGUUUCCUGGUAGGAAAGGUGAAGUAAUGCUCACACCGCUUUCUGAUUUCCAAGCAGUGGUUGUUCCCUAUCAUGUGGUGAAUGUGAAUUCCUUUCAUUUUUCUCCUAAAAAAAUCUAUCUUCUUGAUUAAUUUAUUUUUUCAAUACUGAGCCAUAGUCCAAAUUUAAAUGCUAAAAACAAUUGUAUCAUGUGGUUGAAUGGCAUAUUGAUAUUAUCAGGGAGAAACAGGUCAUCAUUAUUCAGUAUCUGUCAGGAAAAAUGGAAUUGAAAAAAAGUUUAAAUGUUGAAGUGAUCUCAAUGAUGUCUGUUCCAUGAUGUAUAUAAUAUGAAUAAAGUCUCAUUUUCUUAGCAUUUCUUAAAAUAUCCUUACCUUGCUGAUAAAUCUUUUAACUUUCAUAUUACAUUAAUAAAUUAUGUUUAUGCAUAUUUGAGUUGUUAACUGAAUUAAAGCUCUCACUUAAAAUGCAUUAAAAAGUUUCAAAUGUG
This is a messenger RNA of Erinaceus europaeus (western European hedgehog), 6851 nucleotides long. It is a transcript of the gene HEATR5B, whose product is annotated as HEAT repeat containing 5B. NCBI's taxonomy places the organism in Eukaryota, Metazoa, Chordata, Mammalia, Eulipotyphla, Erinaceidae. Gene Ontology annotation, biological process: intracellular protein localization; retrograde transport, endosome to Golgi; endocytosis. The transcript has 36 exons. Gene Ontology annotation, cellular component: Golgi apparatus; endocytic vesicle; membrane. The record is from RefSeq and is a predicted model, not a curated record. Bases 46 to 6258 code for a protein of 2070 amino acids.